Messenger RNA from Zea mays, 2276 nucleotides. RefSeq lists its product as uncharacterized. Gene Ontology annotation, biological process: protein localization to membrane. The transcript has 7 exons. NCBI's taxonomy places the organism in Eukaryota, Viridiplantae, Streptophyta, Magnoliopsida, Poales, Poaceae. Bases 81 to 2003 code for a protein of 640 amino acids. Gene Ontology annotation, cellular component: membrane. The record is from RefSeq and is marked provisional.
CGGCCGGCGACGACUUCCCCUUCCAACACCCACCUCGCCCGUCCCUCCCUCCCCGCACCCUGAUCCCCCGGCAUCCAUCCAUGGCGACGAACAGCGCGGUGAUUGUGCUCCUCCUCGUCGCUGCUGCCGUACUCGCCUGCGCGGGCGGUGCGCGCGGGUUCUACCUCCCGGGCGUCGCCCCCGCCGGUUUCCUCAAGAAGGACCCGCUCGCCGUGAAGGUGAAUCAGCUGAGCUCCAUCAAGACGCAGCUGCCCUACUCCUACUACUCCCUCCCCUUCUGCAGGCCGGGCACAAUCGUCGAUAGCGCCGAGAACCUUGGCGAGGUGCUCCGCGGCGACCGCAUCGAGAAUUCACUCUACGUGUUCGAGAUGAUGGAGCCUAGGCUGUGCCAGAUCGUGUGCAAGAUUGCUCCAACCCAAGAUGAAGCGAAGGAUCUGAAGGAGAAAAUUGAGGAUGAGUACCGCAUAAACAUGAUCCUUGACAACCUUCCUUUGGUCGUCCCAAUUAAGAGAUUGGAUCAAGAGGCACCUACUGUAUACCAGCAAGGCGUGCAUAUCGGCAUCAAGGGACAGUACUCAGGGAGCAAGGAAGAGAAGCAUUUCAUUCACAACCACUUCACAUUUCUGGUGAAGUAUCACAAGGAUGACACAGGUCUUGCCAGGAUUGUUGCCUUUGAGGUUAAACCAUACAGUAUUAAGCACGAAUUUGAUGGCGACUGGAAGGGGAAUGCUACACUCCUUAAAACCUGUGACCCACACUCAAGACGCCUUGUCGUAGACUCUGAUUCACCUCAAGAAGUAGAUGCCAACAAAGAGAUCAUUUUCACCUAUGAUAUUAACUUUGAGGAAAGUCCUAUCAAGUGGGCAUCACGCUGGGACACCUACCUUCUGAUGGCAGACGACCAAAUCCAUUGGUUUUCUAUUGUCAAUUCACUGAUGAUAGUCCUCUUCCUCUCUGGGAUGGUUGCCAUGAUCAUGCUCCGAACUCUUUACCGCGACAUCUCCAAGUACAACCAGUUAGAGGACCAGGAGGACGCCCAGGAGGAGACAGGAUGGAAGCUUGUCCAUGGAGAUGUGUUCAGGCCUCCUGUCAAUGCUGACCUGCUGUGCGUAUAUGUCGGUACAGGCGUACAGUUCUUAGGAAUGCUGCUUGUCACCUUGCUGUUUGCCAUCCUCGGCCUCCUUUCACCUGCGAAUCGCGGAGGGCUCAUGACAGCAAUGCUCCUCCUCUGGGUCUUCAUGGGGCUGUUUGCAGGGUACGCCUCCUCGCGGCUUUACAGGAUGUUCAAGGGCUCGCAGUGGAAGAAUGUCACCAUCAAGACCGCGCUGAUGUUCCCUGGCAUCGUGUUUGCAAUUUUCUUGGUCCUGAAUGCACUCAUCUGGGGCGAGAAAUCCUCAGGCGCCGUGCCAUUCACCACCAUGUUUGCUCUGGUACUCCUCUGGUUCGGCAUCUCCGUGCCAUUGGUCUUUAUCGGCAGCUACCUCGGCUUCAAGAAACCUGCCAUGGAGGACCCAGUGAGGACAAACAAGAUAGCACGGCCAAUACCGGAGCAGCCAUGGUACAUGAACCCGGUCGUCUCGGUGCUGAUCGGAGGCAUCCUGCCCUUCGGCGCAGUGUUCAUCGAGCUCUUCUUCAUCCUGACAUCGAUCUGGCUGCACCAGUUCUACUACAUCUUUGGGUUUCUGUUCCUGGUCUUUGUCAUCCUUAUCCUGACCUGUGCAGAGAUCGCCAUCGUGCUCUGCUACUUCCAGCUCUGCGGCGAGGACUACCAGUGGUGGUGGAGAUCCUACCUGACGUCUGGCUCGUCAGCGCUGUACCUCUUCCUCUACGCCACGUUCUACUUCUUCACCAAGCUGGAAAUAACGAAGACCGUCUCCGGCGUCCUAUACUUUGGCUACAUGCUCAUUGCCUCCUACGCCUUCUUUGUGCUCACCGGCACCAUUGGCUUCUACGCCUGCUUCUGGUUCACCAGGCUCAUCUACUCUUCGGUUAAGAUCGACUAGAGAGUAACAGCUGCAACACUGCUCCGUGGGUUUUCGAAAUCAGAGAUCAAGAGAGAAUACUAGGUAACGAACCAUCAGAAUUUGAGAGGGUAGUGUGCGUUAUUUUUAUAAGGUGGAACUUCAAACGUAGGGUGCUUAUUCAGUGCUUUAGGGUUUUUACAGUUUGAUUCUGGAACACUAAGUCAGUUUACUUCGAAGUCAGUAUUUUCAGUGUGUAUCCCUUACAGAAGAGGUGUCUGAUGGUAUAAUUCAACUACUUAACAAUUUAACCAU